Molecule: messenger RNA, 876 nt
Organism: Seminavis robusta
Lineage: Eukaryota; Bacillariophyta; Bacillariophyceae; Naviculales; Naviculaceae
Source: the annotation of a GenBank genome assembly
AUGUGCAUGACAGAACCCAUCUCCGCUGCUACCAUCAGCACUCCCACUACCACUGAUGGUAGUGUGAAAAAGAACAAAUGUGUUUGCUUUGCCAAAAAGGUGGCUACCGUGGUAGCCACUGUGGAAAUGACAGACCCCACCACUCGUUGGCACUCCAAACCCGACCUGAACGAAUUCAAGGCCAAAGCCAAGCAGCUUUCCGAACACCUUCGUCAAAGCCAACCCUUGUUGGCCUUGGAGAUUGAAGAAGCCUACGAAACGACGCGUCAAAAGGACUCGGAAGCGGCCGCCGAUUUGCUCCCCACUUGGUCCACCUUGGUAUCGUCUCGUCGUGGCUUGGAACGCUUUGUCUUGUCCAAACAACAACGCCGCGAUCAAGCCCAAGAAGUCAAGGCAUCCCGCAGUGUCGUUUUGAAUCUCCAGUGUCUCUUUAAACGCAGUCCCAUGGCCGCCGAAAUGGCCGACACGCACGCUGAAAUGAUGCGAAACCAGUACUUUGAAUUUGCCAAACCGGCACAACUCUUGGCACAAGUCUACGGCAAUGCCGAUGCUCAAGCGGUCAUGCCCUAUUAUCAUGACGAAGAACUCGAGGAAGACUUGUACGAAGAAGACGAUCUCUUGGACACUGACGACGCUGGAUCCCUCCACUCCAUGGCUUCCAAAGAGUCCAGGGAUAGCAUCAGUAUCAAAAAGACCAAAAGGAUCAAGCGACGAAAGAGCAGCAACGAAGUCAGAAAGGAGGGACGCCGCAAGACUCCCACCAAGAGCAAGUCUUCCUCCUCCAAGUCCAGAACCAAGUCUCCCAUGCGACGAGUCCAGAGCCUUGUCAGCGAUUACGGUGAUUACGGACUUAUCAAUGGCGCUCGACCCGUCUAG